UGGCCGGGGGGAGAGCUGCUCUGCCGGGGGAGAGCUGCUCUGCCGGGCCGCUGCGGAACACCCAUGGGUGGCUGUGUCGGGAGCCACCACGACUCCUCGGGCAGCCUGAACGACAACUCGGACGGCACCGGAGUGGCUCUAGGGCGUAACCAGCCCCUGAAGAGAGAGCGGCCUAAAUGGAAGAGUGACUACCCGAUGACUGAGGGCCAGCUGCGCAGCAAGAGAGAUGAGUUCUGGGAUACGGCGCCAGCGUUCGAGGGCCGGAAGGAGAUCUGGGAUGCGCUGCGUGCUGCCGCCAGCGCCUUUGAGAGCAAUGACCACCUACUGGCCCAGGCCAUCCUGGACGGGGCCAGCAUCACCCUGCCGCACGGAGCUCUGACGGAGUGUUACGAUGAGCUGGGGAACCGGUACCAGCUGCCCGUCUACUGCCUCUCCCCUCCGGUCAACAUGAUCGAGGAGCGGUCCGACGACCCGGACGGCUCCGAUCCCGACUCCGGGGCCGCCGACGCGUCCACGGGCAGCGGCAGCGACCCCGGCUCGGGGGGAGAGUGCCAGCUCCGCCUGCGGCUCUCCACGGGCCGCGACCUCCGGCUGGCCGUCCGCUCGGCGGACACGGUGGGCAUGAUGAAGCGGCGUUUGCAGAACCAGGAGGGCGUACCGGCUGCAACCCAGCGCUGGUUCUUCUCAGGUCGGCCGCUCACAGACAGGCUACGCUUGGACCAGCUCAACAUCUCCAAGGACUAUGUGGUGCAGGUCAUCCUCAGCCAGCGGCCGCCGCCUGAGCCGCCAGGGCCGGGACACGAGCCCGAGGCCUCCGGGCUCGGGGCGGGGGAAGACGUGUCUAAACUGCCUCAGGAGCCCACGCCGGUGGAGAACUGAAACCCCUCAGGCGGGCAGACCACAGGCCUGGCAGGACAAGACGGGAAGAACCAGGGACUAAAACAAGAAUGGAAAUGCUUCCUCUCCUCUUCUCUGCUCAACUCAGUUGUUUCUACUGAGAGGGCUUUGUGUUGGCGGAGGGCGACUGUCUGCCGGAGCAUAAAGACUCUAUUGAGAAAAGACUUCCUUCUGGUUUUACACCAUCAUUUUGUCCCUUUUUUUUUUUUUUUUUUUAUUAAACCCUUUUAACUGUUCCUAUGGAAACCAAAAUUACAAAAAGAGAACUUUGUCAGAAUGGCUUAUACGUUUUUCUUAGCAACACUGAAAGUUUUAACGUUUCCAUGUUUCAGUUUUCAUUCAAGUUCUGCUCUUGUGGGUUGGGCUUUGGUUUGUAAGACAGGAUCCAAAACAUCAACAGCCUUUUCCCUUCAGACAGCAGACACUUCCACAAUCAGUACACUUAUUUAGGCCAUUUUUUUUUUUUAACUAUUUGUGAAUGAAUUGAAGACAUAUUCAGUCAGGGUAUCACGUCAGUACGCUGUAAACUGUGCAGACAAUUUGGUUUUGUAAGUAAACGCUGAUGUUUGCUCUACGUUAUCGAGAAUUCGCACACAGGGUUCGUGACUGAAUGUUUUACCAAGCUGCUGGUCCAAUAUUUCACUCUGCUUCACUGAACAAUCAAAUGAAUCAUGUGAUGAACAGUAAGAGCUGUUGGGUGUGAGUGGGCGUGGAUACAAGUGUGUGUGCGCGCGUGUUUGGGGGUUGGGGGUGCUCAUGAUCAGGACACAUUUACUCUUGUGGCAAAAGGAAGGACAGCAAGAACACAGUUGCAUAUUUUGAUUAAAAAUAGAACAUUUUUAAAUAAA
Cololabis saira (Pacific saury) is the source of this 1745-nucleotide messenger RNA. It is a transcript of the gene ubtd2, whose product is annotated as ubiquitin domain containing 2. The record is from RefSeq and is a predicted model, not a curated record. NCBI's taxonomy places the organism in Eukaryota, Metazoa, Chordata, Actinopteri, Beloniformes, Belonidae. Bases 64 to 879 code for a protein of 271 amino acids. Gene Ontology annotation, molecular function: protein binding. The transcript is spliced from 3 exons.